Messenger RNA from Vigna angularis (adzuki bean), 1703 nucleotides. RefSeq lists its product as uncharacterized. NCBI's taxonomy places the organism in Eukaryota, Viridiplantae, Streptophyta, Magnoliopsida, Fabales, Fabaceae. The record is from RefSeq and is a predicted model, not a curated record. Bases 431 to 1639 code for a protein of 402 amino acids. The transcript has 6 exons.
UUGUUAAUACCACAUCGUAAAUUUCACAUUUACUCUCUGCCUCCCUGCAAUUCCCAUCCAACACUUUUCUGUUAUUCACCUUGCUCUGCUACUACCACCGCGGCCGCUCAGUCAACCACCACCGGAGCCACAACUCUCUCCGAAAACCACGCGCCUCCCGCCACAGCGCCAAGCCCUCGCCUCUGCCUCCUCUGUUAUUCACCUUGCACUUGUACUCUCAAUUCCCUUUAUGUUUCCAUCGCGCCGCUCCCACACGGACAGCCAUCCCCGGAACUACAAAUGCCUCUCAACUCACGCCACACAGGCAAACCCUCAUAGCACCCUGCAAUACUCACCAUUCUGAUCACAACCGAGUGAAACCUAUGCGUUCGAUUUCAAUUGAGUCCAACAUUUCCUGAAUAUUCUGAAACAUCAAAACACCCUUCCGGACAUGGCUGAUAAUAUAGUUACCUCUGCCAAAUCUUCUACUCCUUCGCCGAACCCUAUUCGGAUAAUCUGCCACGUAUGCCAGAAGCAGUUUUCUCAGUACACGUGUCCUCGAUGCAAUUCGCGAUACUGCUCCCUCCAAUGUUACAAAUCUCAUAGUCUCCGUUGCACUGAAUCUUUCAUGAAAGAAAAUGUAGUUCAAGAGCUUCAGCAAAUGCAGCCUGAUGAACAGACCAAAAACAAGAUGUUGGACAUACUGAAAAGAUUUCAUUCAGAAGAGGAAAUGGACGAGGAUUCUUUUGCAGAUUCAACUUUAUCCGAGGAGACAAUGGAAAAACUUUUGUCUGGACAAGAAAUCAGCUUUGAUGAUUUAUCUCUUGAAGAAAAGAAACAGUUUCAUAGAGCAAUUGCUUAUGGGGAAUUGAGCAAGAUGAUUAAACCAUGGGAUCCAUGGUGGUCAAAGCCUUCUGCCAGAAAAAUCCGUCUCAGUAGUGAAGGAACUCAGCUCGUUCAACUACUUCCUGAGAAGGAAUUGCCAGAUGAUAUUGGAGGUGAAGAAUUCGGCGAAGUUCCUACCGGUCCUGAAACCCCGCUUCCUCCUCUAAGCAGUCUUAGUUCUAGGGAGCCAUCACCCCUUUUGACUGUUCACCUAGUUGAUAUUCUAUACAGCUACUGUUUCACCCUUCGUCUCUACAAUGGAGAUUGGAGGUCAGAUGCCCUUGGGUCAGUCACAGUUGUAUUGAGUCUGUCCUCGGUGUUGGGUCAAGGUGCUCAGCCAGAGACAGUGCUAGAAGCCCUUUCUCAUUUCUUGGAGCAGGUAUGCUGUCCAGCUUACAGACACAUGGGAGGAUUGCAAUUUGGUUUGAGUGUCAUUGAUGAUGUAAUCAGUCUACUUAGUUUGGGAACUUCUGCUUUGGUGUGUGCCCUUUGUGAUAUGCAUCGGUUGAUUCAAGAAGGGGAAAAAGAGGCCAGAUCAGAAAGGCCAAGAAAGUCACGGAGGGAUGGGAUUCGAAGGGCUAUAAAGCUAGCAGAAAGGAAGAUAUAUUUCAUCAUGUGUUGGGUUCAUGAGCAGCCAGAGGAAGCCUGGUCUUCUUUAGCUGCCAUUGUAAGAGCGGAAAAGACAUCAGCCAUGGAAUUUCAGUCGAGCAAUAAAGCUGAAAAAUUGAACAAUAAAGCAGAGGCCAAAGGCAAACGUUUAAUUGAGGAGAUUUAAUGAUUUUCGUUCUCUCUUUGUAAGAUUAAUCUUUUUAUGUUAUGAUAAUUACGGGCUUCAAUGA